CUCCCCCAUGGUUCAACCCAGCACAGGCAUGACCGAACUCCGUACUCUCGUGGAUAUCCUUCAGUCCACUGUCGACAAGCUCGACGAGACGAUGGCCAGCCGUGGCCAGGCUUACCCGUCUCUAGAUGAUCCGUACAGCGUCGAAAGCGAGGCCCCGCGCAGCUCGCCUGACGUCUUGGCCCUGUGUGAUAUUCUCGUCUCUGCAGCUGGUCAACUUAUUGCAGCGGCCCGUCCGACACCGACAUCGUCCCUCCUUACCGCACUACAGUUCCAAACGUCUGCUUGCUUACGCGCUGUAAUCCGUGCACAUGUUCCAGAGAUCCUUAAAGAGGCUGGGCCCAAGGGACUGCAUAUCUCACAGAUUGCAAAGCCGACCAACGUAGAACCCAAUAAGCUUGCCCGGGUUCUGCGAUUAUUGGCAACCAACCACAUUUUCAAGGAGGUCGCUCCAGAUGUCUUCGCACACACCAGGAUCUCGUCCAUCUUAGACACUGGAAAGUCACUCUCAGAAAUCUUGGAGGACCCGGAAGCGAAACACGACGGUACUUCGGGAAUGCCGGCUCUGUUCGAACAGCUGUCGGACUACUCGAUGAAGGCUGCAGCCUACAUGCCUGAGACCCUUCUCGACCCGGCGUCAGCGAUUACAGGGAAAACUGCGUUCAACCGCGCCUACAAGACUGAGCUAUCAUCAUUCGAGUGGCUCAAGCAGCCAGAGAACGCGUACAUCCACCGCCGUUUCAACAUGGCCAUGGAGGGCACUGCUAAGAUGAGCGUACCUUGGGAGGUUUUUGAAGGAUUCGACUGGCAGACGUUGCCAGAGAAGUCGCUGGUCGUCGACGUCGGUGGCGGAGUUGGCUCGCAGACUCUUACACUUGCCAAGAAGUUUUCGCACCUGAAUUUCGUCACCCAGGAUACCGAGGCCACACAGCCUAAUGCCGAGAAGUACUGGGCGGCGCGUUUCCCUGAGGCUAUCUCUUCGGGACGUGUGCAAUACCAAGUCCACAACUUCUUCGAACCGCAGCCUAUCAGCUCUCCGGCAAUGUACUUCCUGAAGAAUGUCCUCCAUGACUGGUCUGACAAUCAUUGCAUCUCCAUUCUCCGUCACCUCCGUGACUCGGCCGGUCCCAACACCAAGCUUGUUAUCCAGGAGAACGUCAUGGAGUACGUCUGCGAGGACUCACCGUUGACGAACCCCGGCAUCAGCGUCUCGUCGGCGACUAAAGCUCACCCGUCUCCGCUCCUGCCCAACGCUGGCCAAGCGUCUAUGUUCACAUAUUACAUUGACUUUGUGAUGAUGAACACUCACGGCGGGGUCGAACGCACCUUGCCACACUUCUGCGAGCUGCUGGCAGACAGCGGCUGGAAGGCGAUCAGCCUGUACAAGGGCCCACCGGGCGGACGGGGGAAGAUCAUUGCCAUUCCGCAACGGGUCGGCGUUCAGGUCUCUGGCAUGCUGUAGGGAUGGUAUGUUCACUUCUGCGUGGUAGUCCCCAUCCACGUACGAAGAACCGCCUUGUACGCGCUACACGCUUCCGAUUCUUCAUUUCGCAAAACCCUACCCACUGAGCAUCUCCCGUUUUACACUCAGACACGCGCCUUACCUUCCCACACCCUUGCGAGUUGAUUUAGGUUUUGGCUCCACCCUAAGUACCGAUCCCCUCCGGGGAGAAAUGAUAUGAAAGUGAAUUAUUA
Molecule: messenger RNA, 1692 nt
Organism: Phanerochaete carnosa HHB-10118-sp
Lineage: Eukaryota; Fungi; Basidiomycota; Agaricomycetes; Polyporales; Phanerochaetaceae
Exons: 10
Coding region: 8-1459 (483 amino acids)
Molecular function (GO): O-methyltransferase activity
Source: RefSeq, a predicted model, not a curated record